GAGGUGGCCGCAGCGUCCCCCGCGGCCCCGGCGCGGGCUGGAGCGCGGAGCCGCCGCCGCCCGGCCUAACCAUGCUGCCCCCGGGCGGAGGGUCUGGGCGACGGCCGCCCCUGCCCGCCGCGCGCCGCCUCCGCUGACCUCGCCCGCCGGGCCGCCAAGCACCAUGGUGCAGAAGUCGCGCAACGGCGGCGUGUACCCCGGCCCCAGCGGGGAGAAGAAGCUGAAGGUGGGCUUCGUGGGGCUGGACCCCGGCGCCCCCGACUCCACGCGGGACGGCGCGUUGCUCAUUGCCGGCUCUGAGGCCUCCAAGCGCGGCAGCAUCCUGAGUAAGCCCCGCGCGCCGGGCGCCGGGAAGCCCCCCAAGCGCAACGCCUUCUACCGCAAGCUGCAAAAUUUCCUGUACAACGUGCUUGAGCGACCGCGCGGCUGGGCGUUCAUCUACCACGCCUACGUGUUCCUGCUGGUCUUCUCCUGCCUGGUGUUGUCUGUGUUCUCCACCAUCAAGGAGUAUGAGAAGAGCUCCGAGGGCGCCCUGUACAUCCUGGAAAUCGUGACCAUUGUGGUGUUCGGUGUGGAGUACUUUGUGCGCAUCUGGGCCGCGGGCUGCUGCUGCCGCUACCGCGGAUGGCGAGGACGCCUCAAGUUCGCACGGAAGCCCUUCUGUGUCAUUGACAUCAUGGUCCUCAUCGCCUCUAUCGCUGUGCUGGCCGCUGGCUCUCAAGGCAACGUCUUCGCCACGUCCGCGCUGCGGAGUCUGCGCUUCCUGCAAAUUCUGCGGAUGAUCCGCAUGGACCGAAGGGGGGGCACGUGGAAGCUGCUGGGGUCUGUGGUCUACGCGCAUAGCAAGGAGCUGGUCACCGCCUGGUACAUCGGCUUCCUCUGCCUCAUUCUAGCUUCUUUCCUGGUGUACUUGGCAGAGAAAGGGGAGAAUGACCACUUUGACACCUAUGCGGAUGCCCUCUGGUGGGGCCUGAUAACCUUGACGACCAUCGGCUACGGGGACAAGUACCCCCAGACCUGGAAUGGGAGGCUCCUGGCAGCCACCUUUACCCUCAUCGGUGUUUCCUUCUUCGCCCUCCCUGCGGGCAUUUUGGGGUCUGGCUUUGCCCUCAAAGUUCAAGAGCAGCAUCGGCAGAAACACUUUGAGAAGCGGCGGAAUCCUGCGGCUGGCCUGAUCCAGUCAGCCUGGAGGUUCUAUGCCACCAACCUGUCCCGGACAGACCUGCAUUCCACCUGGCAGUACUAUGAACGCACCGUCACCGUGCCCAUGUACAGCUCACAAGCCCAAUCGUAUGGGGCCUCCAGGUUGAUCCCACCUCUUAACCAGUUGGAACUACUACGUAACCUCAAGAGUAAAUCUGGCCUCACGUUCAGGAAAGAGCCUCAGCCAGAGCCCUCGCCCAGCAAAGAGUCCCUGUGUGGAUGCUGCCCCGGACACUCUAGCCAGAAGGUCAGUUUGAAAGAUCGUGUCUUCUCCAGUCCUCGAGGUGUGGCCACCAAGGGGAAAGGGUCUCCUCAGGCCCAGACAGUGCGGCGGUCCCCCAGUGCUGACCAAAGCCUGGAGGACAGUCCCAGCAAGGUGCCCAAGAGCUGGAGCUUCGGGGAUCGCAGCCGGGCACGGCAAGCCUUCCGCAUCAAGGGCGCAGCCUCAAGGCAGAACUCAGAAGAAGCUAGUCUCCCUGGGGAGGACAUCGUGGAGGACAACAAGAGCUGCAGCUGUGACUUUGUCCCUGAAGACCUGACGCCCGGGCUCCGAGUCAGCAUCCGAGCAGUGUGUGUCAUGCGGUUCCUGGUAUCGAAGCGGAAGUUCAAGGAGAGCCUGCGGCCAUAUGAUGUGAUGGAUGUCAUCGAGCAGUACUCAGCUGGCCACCUUGACAUGCUGUCCCGCAUCAAAAACCUACAGUCCAGAGUGGACCAGAUUGUGGGCCGGGGCCCAGCCAUCGCAGACAAGGACCGUGCCAAGGGUCCUGCUGAAGCCGAGUUACCUGAAGAUCCCAGUAUGAUGGGGCGGCUGGGCAAGGUGGAAAAACAGGUCCUGUCCAUGGAGAAGAAGCUGGACUUCCUGGUGAACAUCUACAUGCAGCGAAUGGGCAUCCCCCCGACUGAGACUGAAGCCUACUUUGGCGCAAAGGAGCCGGAGCCAGCGCCCCCGUACCACAGCCCCGAGGACAGCCGCGAGCACCUGGGCAGAAGCGGCUGCGUCAUCAAGGUGGUGCGCUCCACCAGCUCCAUGGGCCAGAAGAACUUCGCGGCUCCGCCUGCCGCCCCCUCUGGCCCCUGCCCACCGUCCACCUCGUGGCAGCCACAGGGGUGCCCUCGCCAGGGCCCUGGCUCCUCACCCGUGGGAGACCCCGGGGCGCUGGUGCGGAUCCCGCCUCCGCCCACCCAUGAGCGCUCGCUCUCAGCCUACAGCGGAGGCCACAGGGCUAGUGCGGAGUUCUUGCGGCACGAGGACACGGCUCGGCCCCCGGACGGCGGCCUGCGGGACAGUGACACGUCCAUCUCCAUCCCAUCGGUGGACCACGAGGAGCUGGAGCGCUCCUUCAGCGGCUUCAGCAUCUCCCAGUCAAAGGAGCACCUGGACACGCUGGCGGGCGGCUACGCAGCCGUGGCGCCCUGUGCCAAGGUCAGGCCCUACAUCGCGGAGGGCGAGUCGGACACGGACUCUGACCUCUGCACUCCGUGUGGGCCUCCGCCGCGCUCUGCCACCGGCGAAGGCCCCUUCGGAGACGUGGGCUGGGCUGGCUCCCGGAAGUGA
Molecule: messenger RNA, 2758 nt
Organism: Elephantulus edwardii (Cape elephant shrew)
Lineage: Eukaryota; Metazoa; Chordata; Mammalia; Macroscelidea; Macroscelididae
Gene: KCNQ2
Product: potassium voltage-gated channel, KQT-like subfamily, member 2
Exons: 17
Coding region: 164-2758 (864 amino acids)
Biological process (GO): transmembrane transport; potassium ion transport
Cellular component (GO): membrane
Molecular function (GO): voltage-gated potassium channel activity
Source: RefSeq, a predicted model, not a curated record